AUGACUGCCCCAGGUGCUUUCUUGCUACAAGCAUCUUCACUAACUACAGCCAGAUUUGAACUGGAGCAGCUUUCAGGGUGGCGGAGCUUGACACCAGUUGGACAGCCUAUACCAGGAACUAGAUUUAUUGCAUUCAAAGUACCUUUGAAAGGGGCAAUUAACCAGAGGCUUACUCCAACCCAGAAAUUUACACCAAAAGACUUAAUUGCUGCAAUGAAAGCCCUAAAUGUGGAGCUUGGAUUAAUUAUUGAUUUAACGUAUACCACACGAUACUAUGAAGUUAAGGAUUUACCUAAAAGUGUGCAGUAUAAGAAACUUUAUACUGUUGGACUUGAAGUCCCUGAUAAUGCUACUAUCCUGCAGUUCAAAAAACGGGUCAGAAAAUUCCUAUGGGAAAAUGCAGGAAAUGAGAAACUCAUUGGCGUUCACUGUACUAAUGGAAUUAAUAGAACUGGCUACCUUAUAUGUAGAUACCUUAUAGAUGUUGAAGGCUGGGAUCCAGAGACAGCAAUCCAAGCUUUUGGUGAUGCUAGAGGUCAUCGCAUGGAUGGUCUUGUGUAUCUCACAGAUCUCAGAACACAACCAAUGAGAAGGUCUGGGAAAAGAUUAAGAAUCUAUGAUGACCACUCUCACAAAGACUUAUCAGGACAGAUACAGUUGAGAGAUUUUGAUUUCAUUAAUAAGGGACCUGGACAAAGACAUCGACCAUUUCAUGACCAUCAGACUCAAGAUGACUUAAGACCACCAAUGCAGGUGAGAAACUGGGACUACAGUAGGGAACCAGGACAGAGGCGAAGACCCUUUCCUGAUCACCAGUUUUACGAUGAUUACCAAGAAGACACGCAGCUGAAGGACCUGGACUUCAGUAACAAGGCACCUGGACAGAGGUUGAGACCUUUUCACGGACAACAGUUUCACGAUGAUUUACACACAGAGAGACAAUCGAGGAACACUGAAUUUAACAGAGGCCGUGGACAAAAACAAAGGUCUUUUCCUGACCAUCCAUCUCAUAAUGAGCUGCAAGAAGACGGGCAGCCAAAGGAUUUUGAUUUUGGUAACAGAGGACGUGGCCAGAGACGAAGACCAUCUUUCCAUGACCACCAGUCUCAUGAUGAAUUUCAGACUCAGAUGCAGUUGAACGAGUCAGAUUGUGUCAGCAAAGGUCCUGGCCAAAAGCUAAGAUCAUUCCAUGACUAUCAAUCACAUGAUGAUUUACAGCCUCGGAUGCAAUUAAGAGAUUUUGAAUUUGUUAAUAGGGGUUGUGGACGGAGGUCAAGACCUUACAAUGAUCACCAGCCUUGCAAUGACCUACAAAAAGAGAUGCAACUAAAAGAUUAUGAUAAUAAAGGUCCUGGACAAAGGCACAGAACUUAUCAUUACCAUCAGCCUUAUGAUGACUUACAGGAACAGACUCCUUUAAAAGAUUUUGAUUAUGUUAAUAAAGGGCAUGGACAAAGGCCAAGACCUUUUCAUGAUCAUCCAGGUCAUGAUGACUUACUGCAUGAAUGGUGUUCAAACAGAAAUCAAUCUUUUUCUUCCCGUGAAAAUGUAUCAGAACCUCAUUUCUCCUCAUCUCCUUCACUUCACAGAGACUAUGGGUCUGAUAAUGAUGACUUUAACAGAAGUUAUAGUAAUCAACAAAAUUGUCCUGAAGACAAUAGAAGGAUGCAUCCCUCAAAUGAAUUUAACAGAGGGAAAACCAGAUUUGCACCAUACUCUUCACGAAAAAUGCAUACGUCUUCAUCUAUACACCAGGAAGGUAGUCCAGUAGACUAUGAACAACAACCUUUUCAAGGUGAAACGAGCAGAGAUAUGGAACAAAGCAAAAGAUUACCAGUUGUCACAGUUGAUUACAAUUAUGGUCUGCCAUUAGAUUGUGGACCUGAAGAGGAAGAGACAACACAUUAUGAUUUACCUCCAAGAGACCGCUACAAGUGGAACUGA
Merops nubicus (carmine bee-eater) is the source of this 1944-nucleotide messenger RNA. RefSeq names its product dual specificity phosphatase 11 (RNA/RNP complex 1-interacting) (gene DUSP11). The transcript is spliced from 11 exons. The record is from RefSeq and is a predicted model, not a curated record. NCBI's taxonomy places the organism in Eukaryota, Metazoa, Chordata, Aves, Coraciiformes, Meropidae. Gene Ontology annotation, molecular function: protein tyrosine/serine/threonine phosphatase activity; polynucleotide 5'-phosphatase activity. The coding region runs from base 1 to 1944 and encodes 647 amino acids. Gene Ontology annotation, biological process: dephosphorylation.